Nannospalax galili (Upper Galilee mountains blind mole rat) is the source of this 1764-nucleotide messenger RNA. RefSeq names its product NADPH oxidase 1 (gene Nox1). The transcript has 13 exons. Gene Ontology annotation, cellular component: plasma membrane; NADPH oxidase complex. Bases 26 to 1720 code for a protein of 564 amino acids. Lineage: Eukaryota; Metazoa; Chordata; Mammalia; Rodentia; Spalacidae. The record is from RefSeq and is a predicted model, not a curated record. Gene Ontology annotation, molecular function: superoxide-generating NAD(P)H oxidase activity. Gene Ontology annotation, biological process: defense response; superoxide anion generation.
GAUUGCUUCAAACCUCUACCUGACAAUGGGAAACUGGCUGGUUGACCAUUGGCUCUCAGUUUUGAUUCUGGUUGCUUGGUUGGGGCUGAACAUUUUCCUAUUUGUGUAUGCCUUCCUGAUUUAUGAGAAGGCUGACAAGUACUUUUACACAAGAGAAAUUCUUGGGACAGCAUUGGCCUUUGCCCGGGCAUCUGCUCUCUGCUUGAAUUGUAACAGCAUGCUGAUCCUGAUUCCGGUGUGUCGAAAUCUGCUGUCCUUCCUGAGGGGCACCUGCUCAUUUUGCAACCACACACUGAGAAAGCCAUUGGAUCAUAACCUCACCUUCCAUAAGCUGGUGGCAUAUAUGAUCUGCGUAUUCACAGCUAUCCAUAUCAUUGCACACCUAUUUAACUUUGAACACUACAGCAGAAGCCAACAGGCUAUGGAUGGAUCUCUUGCGUCUGUUCUCUCCAGCCUAUCCCGUCAUGAGAAAGAGAGCAAUUCUUGGCUAAAUCCAAUCCAGUCACCAAAUAUGACAGUGAUAUAUGCUACAUUUACUAGCAUUGCUGGACUGACUGGAGUGAUCCUCACAAUAGCCUUGAUUCUCAUGGUAACUUCAGCUGUGGAAUUUAUCCGAAGGAAUUAUUUUGAGCUCUUCUGGUAUACACACCACCUUUUCAUCAUCUAUAUCAUCUGCUUAGCGCUCCAUGGCAUGGGUGGAAUUGUCCGGGCUCAAACAGAGGAUAGUAUGGGUGAGAGUCAUCCCUACAAUUGUUCAAAAUCUUUUCAUGAGUGGGAUAAGUAUGUUUCAAGCUGCAGGCGUCCUCAUUUUGAGGGGCAUCCCCCUGAGUCUUGGAAGUGGAUCCUUGCACCCAUUGCUCUAUAUAUCUUUGAAAGGAUCCUUCGCUUUUAUCGCUCUCAGCAGAGGGUUGUGAUUACCAAGGUUGUCAUGCACCCAUCUAACGUUUUGGAAUUGCAGAUGAGAAAGCGUGGCUUUAGUAUGGAAGUGGGACAAUACAUCUUUGUAAAUUGCCCCUCAGUUUCUCUUCUGGAGUGGCAUCCCUUUACUCUGACCUCUGCGCCAGAGGAAGAUUUUUUCUCCAUUCAUAUCCGAUCAGCAGGGGAUUGGACAGAAAAUCUUAUAAGGGCAUUUGAACACCAGCACUCACCAAUGCCCAGGAUUCAGGUGGACGGUCCUUUCGGCACCGUCAGUGAGGAUGUUUUCCAGUUUGAAGUGGCUGUACUGGUUGGGGCAGGAAUUGGGGUAACUCCCUUUGCUUCCAUCUUGAAAUCCAUCUGGUACAAAUUUCAGCGUGCAGACCACAAGCUCAAAACACAAAAGAUCUAUUUCUACUGGAUCUGCAGAGAGACAGGUGCUUUUGCCUGGUUCAACAACCUACUGAGUUCCCUGGAACAGGAGAUGGAGGAAUUAGGAAAAAUAGGUUUCCUAAAUUACCGUCUCUUCCUCACUGGCUGGGAUAGCAACAUUGCUGGUCAUGCAGCAUUAAACUUUGACAAGGCCACUGACAUCCUGACAGGUCUGAAACAGAAAACCUCCUUUGGGAGACCAAUGUGGGACAAUGAGUUUUCUACAAUAGCUACUGCCUACCCCAAGUCUGUGGUGGGAGUUUUCUUAUGUGGCCCUCAGACUUUGGCAAAGAGCCUGAGCAAAUGCUGUCACCGAUACUCGAGUCUGGAUCCUAGGAAGGUUCAAUUCUACUUCAACAAAGAAAUUUUUUGAAUUAUAGAAGCACAGUAGUCUGCAUGUUCUCUCUUCUAUCUUCA